Molecule: messenger RNA, 2686 nt
Organism: Hevea brasiliensis (rubber tree)
Lineage: Eukaryota; Viridiplantae; Streptophyta; Magnoliopsida; Malpighiales; Euphorbiaceae
Product: probable inactive receptor-like protein kinase At3g56050
Exons: 10
Coding region: 239-2359 (706 amino acids)
Biological process (GO): protein phosphorylation
Molecular function (GO): protein binding; protein kinase activity; ATP binding
Source: RefSeq, a predicted model, not a curated record
GCGACAGAGUCAAUCUGCGCGCAACCAACCAAACAAAAUCCAACGUUAUUGAAUCGCCGCAGGCUGACUCCAUUCUAUUCCGAAACGUUUUUUUUUCGAUCAGCUAAAGUCUAAAGCAGCCGUAUUUGGGCUUUGAACCGGAAAGGUUUCGGGUUUUCCUUUCCAGCUUCCGAUAUUGGAAAUUAAAUAAUCACCGAAGUUGACAUUAACAACAGAGGAAUAGUUUUGAACAAGUAUAAUGGAUGGACGGUGGAGAUUGAGCCGGUUCAAACUCUGGGCGGCGUUGUUAAUGGCGGUGCUGUUACUGUUUCAUCAAAAUGUCAUUUUUUGCUGGUCUCUCAACGCAGAAGGUUUGGCACUGUUGAGAUUUCGGGAGGGAGUGAAGAGAGACCCAUUUGGUGCCUUAUCGAAUUGGAAUGAAGAAGAUGGAGAUAUUGAUCCAUGUUUGUGGUUUGGGGUUGAAUGCUCUGAUGGAAAAGUAGUAAUCUUGCAUUUGAAAGAUCUGUGUCUUGAAGGAACACUGGCACCUGAACUUGGGAAGCUGGCUUACUUAAAAUCUAUUAUUUUACGCAACAAUUCAUUCUCUGGAAAUAUCCCUAAGGAGAUUGGAGAAUUGAAGGAUCUGGAGCUAUUGGACUUGGGAUAUAAUAACUUCAGUGGACCAUUUCCAUCUGAAUUUGCCAAUAAUCUGUCACUGACUACCCUAUUACUUGAUAACAACAAGUUCAUUAGCAGCAUUUCCCAUGAAUUAUAUGAACUUAAGAUGAUUUCUGAAAUUCAGGCAGAUGAAAACCGGCAAAGAGUUUCGUGUAGCAGCGGAGACUUAACCUGGAACUUGGCUCACCAAGGAGACAUAGCUCACAGGAAGCUGUUGCGGGUGGUUGAUGCAGCAAAUCCACCCAAAGCCAACAAUCAUAAAGUACAUCAUAGUAGUUCUGCACCAUCACCUUCUCUGUCUCUAUUGCCACCAUCAUUUCCACCAUCAGAAUCUCCAUCAUCAUUCUCACCCUCUGAUCCAACAUUAUUGUCACCAUCAUCAUUUUCCCCCUCACAUCCUUCACAAUCUCCAUCAUUUGCUCCAUCAGAAUCCCCUUCAAGUAUCCUCUUGCCUCCUUCACCCUCACCCACAGAAUCACCAUCAUCAAUAGAAUCUGCAACUAAAGUUUCACCUGCUCCUGCACAUCCAUCAGUUGUAGUGUUUGCACCAUCAGAAUACCAUGGGAUUCCAGUGACCCCUUCUUCAAGUCCAAGUCAAGGAGUAGAUAAUGAUUUCAACUCAAACCAUGAAAUAAUUAUAAUUGCCGGUAUUGCUGGGGGUUCUUUGUUGCUUUUGAUUUCAGCUGCCGGUGCCAUCUUCUUCAGAAGCAAUAAGGUGGUCACUGUCAGACCUUGGGCCACAGGGUUAAGCGGCCAGCUGCAAAAAGCUUUUGUAACAGGUGUCCCAAAACUGAAGCGAUCAGAACUUGAAGCUGCUUGUGAAGAUUUCAGCAAUAUAAUUGGCUACUUUUUGAAUGGCACAGUGUAUAAGGGGACUUUAUCAAGUGGAGUUGAAAUAGCUGUGACAUCUACCACGGUCAUAUCCCUUAAAGAUUGGUCAAAAAAUUUACAAGCACAAUUCAGAAAGAAGAUCGACACAUUAUCAAAAAUGAACCACAAAAAUUUUGUCAACCUCAUUGGAUAUUGUGAAGAAGAUGAGCCUUUCACAAGAAUGAUGGUUUUUGAGUAUGCUCCAAAUGGAACUCUUUUCGAACAUCUGCACAUAAAAGAAGCUGAACACUUGGACUGGGGGAUGAGAUUGCGAAUAGCAAUGGGUGUGGCAUAUUGCCUUGAGUACAUGCACCAACUAACACCACCCAUAGUCCAUGAAAACCUGCAAUCGUCCUCGAUAUAUCUGACCGACGAUUAUGCUGCCAAAAUAUCAAAUUUCAGUUACUGGAAUGAUGUAACAAGUAUAAAAAUGGAAUCAGCAUCCACUGAGCUUAUGGAACUGCCGUCAAUAUAUCCAGCAAGCAAUGUUUUCAGUUUUGGGCUAAUUUUGUAUGAGAUGAUGACCGGUAGGAUGUUAUAUACAAUGGACAAAGGCUCUCUUGCAGGCUGGACAUCAGAGUUACUAAGAGGGCAGCAAAGCUUAGAGGGAAUGGUAGAUCCAACUCUAAAAUAUUUCCGAGAAGAUGAACUUGAGAAAUUGCUUUCAGUGAUAAAAAGCUGUAUCCACCAUGAUGCCAAACAGAGACCAACGAUGUGCGAGGUUGUGGCCAAGUUAAAGGAGAUCAUAUCAAUGGGACCUGAUGAAGCAACUCCCAAAUUAUCUCCUCUUUGGUGGGCAGAACUUGAAAUUUUGUCCACAGAAGGAAGUUGAGGUGGAAUUUUAGCCUGAAGUAUGAAUUUAAGGAUUCUUUUCAUGCUCUUUUAACUAUUUUUCCCCCUGAUCCUGUUUCAGUAGCAGUGGUUUCUGAGGUAGAUAAUGCCUGUAUCUGAUGUGUGCAGAGAAAAUGAUAUGUCUAUAGCUGAAAAAGGGUGACCACUUGUUUCUAAUUUCUUCUUCUUUCGCCUUAUUAAAGCUGGUUGUGUACAUUUGAAUACAAUAAAUUCAGGCUUGUCCAAUACUAAAAAAUGAUCAAAACAAUAAUGUUCGAAGUCAAAUACUGUUUUAAUAUUAAAACACCUACCUUCCUUUCUUUAGUUA